Messenger RNA from Perca flavescens (yellow perch), 6222 nucleotides. It is a transcript of the gene col4a6, whose product is annotated as collagen, type IV, alpha 6. The record is from RefSeq and is a predicted model, not a curated record. Gene Ontology annotation, molecular function: extracellular matrix structural constituent conferring tensile strength. NCBI's taxonomy places the organism in Eukaryota, Metazoa, Chordata, Actinopteri, Perciformes, Percidae. The transcript has 49 exons. Bases 148 to 5232 code for a protein of 1694 amino acids. Gene Ontology annotation, biological process: extracellular matrix organization. Gene Ontology annotation, cellular component: collagen trimer.
CAACAACCCCGGAGAGCGCAAGCAGCGACUUCAACCGCUGCAACUUUGCCCGUCGAUGAGCGCGUUUGAAGUGCCUUGUUGGUGAAGACAAGGGGGAUCGAGUCUCGAGUCUGCAGGUUUUCCCCCCUUUCUGCCAGUCCGAUCAAAAUGAAAUUCCUGAUUUGCGUGAUAGCAGUCGCCUUGGCCGUGGGAUCCGCGCACGGAGGUGUGGGGAAGUCUGACGAGCCGUGUGCAGGCCGGGACUGCGGCGCAGGAUGCCGGUGCAACCCGGAGAAAGGCAGCAGGGGUCGUCCAGGGGCUCUCGGUGAAGUCGGUCAGAGCGGACCAGAGGGGCCACGUGGGGGCCCGGGGCCUACAGGGCCUAAAGGAGAGAAGGGCCAUGUUGGCCUGAAAGGACCAUCUGGCCCCAAAGGAGACAAGGGACCUAUGGGAGUGCCAGGGUUCCAGGGAAAUGACGGAGUACCUGGUCACCCGGGUCAGGGCGGGAGCAGAGGACCACCAGGACUGGACGGAUGUAACGGGACCAGAGGCGAACCUGGAGAUCCCGGCUUCGGGAGUGGAGAACCUGGAAUCCCUGGAAUUUGUGGGCCUACCGGGCCAAAGGGUCAGAAAGGAGAGCCUCGAUUCAUCUCAAACGGCAUCACGAGUAUACCAGGUAUACCAGGAGUGGACGGUUUUCCUGGUAUCAGAGGUCCUGAUGGUCCACCUGGUUUCCCCGGUCCGAGAGGGCCGGAGGGAUUCUCCGGUCUGCCUGGUCCUCCCGGCCCCCCGGGGCCAAUGGGGAGCCGUAGUGACGGAUAUGAAGGAGAGAAAGGAGACAAGGGCGACUCGGGUCUUCCCGGACCCAGCGGAACUCCCGGCGACGGGUCGCUAAGAAGCGAACAAACUCUCACUAUCUACAAAGGAGAUAAGGGUGAACCUGGCCGAAAGGGAUUCAGAGGAUUCACUGGCAAUCCUGGACAACCUGGACUAUUCGGCUAUCGUGGUGAACUUGGAGAGAAAGGCAUUCCUGGAUACCCCGGGGCAAGAGGUCCCCCUGGCUUUAACGGGCCUCCUGGAGCUCCAGGACAACAGGGAUUAAUAGGUAAUCCAGGUUUCCCCGGGCAACAAGGAUACAUAGGACCCAAGGGAGACCAGGGCGACCCAGGACCACCUGGACCUCCGGUUUACCUUUCUAAUCUGGGCACUUUAGUUCAAGGACCAACAGGUGACCCGGGUCUCAACGGCCUCCCCGGUGCCCCCGGUGACCAGGGAUUUCAAGGAAACCCAGGACCACCAGGCCAGCCAGGGAUUGUUGGAUUUGGUACAGGUCGUCCUGGAGCUCCAGGUUUCCCCGGCAACAGCGGCCCAAAGGGAGAGAAAGGAAACCCAGGCAUACAAGCGUAUGGGUCGGAAGGAAUCCCUGGCUCCCCUGGACUCCCCGGCCCCCCCGGCCCUCCUGGACCUCGGGGCCCGUCUAAUGUACCCUACAGUGUUCCUGGAGUGCCUGGGCUGCCUGGUCCCAGAGGACAGCCGGGUAACAGAGGAUACGAUGGCUACAGAGGUGAUCCUGGCGACUGUGCCUGCAUAGGAGGAGGCACCUCAGGGUUGCCUGGGUUACCUGGACCCCCGGGACCCAACGGCAACCCCGGCUUUCCGGGACGAAAGGGCGAGGCUGGUGACAGCGGUCCACCGGGCUUUAAUGGCGGUCAGGGACCUCGUGGUCGCGCUGGUGAGUCCGGUUUCUUCGGGCGUAAAGGAGAGAAGGGGGCGCCUUUCUUCUCCGACCGUUUUGGGGUGAAAGGAGAGCUCGGAGCUACUGGACCCAGAGGACCUACCGGGGAAACGGGAAAGCCUGGCAGAGACGGACUGCCGGGCUUCUCCGGAACCCCUGGACCCCCAGGUGACGCUGGCUUCGGCACAGUUGGAGAGAAAGGUUUCCCAGGGUUCCCGGGGCCAAAGGGUCGUCCCGGUGGCCCCGGCGAUCCCGGCAUCGGCUACGCCGGCUUGCCUGGCUUUCGUGGAGAGCCUGGAGACCCCGGUAUCCCUGGGUUGCCAGGGCCACCAGGUUCACCCGGACUUAACGGUGAAAACAGCUGUGAAGGGGUUAAUGACGCCGGAGAGGGAACGGGCGAAGCUCUACCUUGCACCAUACCUGGGGAGGAAGGAAACCCCGGUGUCCCCGGUAUACCUGGACGACCAGGUCCUAAAGGUCAACCCGGUAACCCAGGAGUCCCUGGACGUCCCGGGUUUGACGGUGCCAAAGGAGAGAGAGGAGACUCCGGUUUUGGAGGCCAACCUGGACCACAAGGUUUCCCGGGACCCAGAGGUGAUCCUGGAUUUCCAGGUGCUCCUGGACAGAGUUUUGACGGACCCAAGGGAAAGGAUGGCACCCCUGGGCGUCCUGGAGCCAAGGGCCAGCCUGGAGAGGUAUUGGGAACCACACCCGGUGGCCCAGGACGGGACGGGGCACCAGGUAUCCCUGGAGACAAGGGCCAGCCCGGGACGCCAGGACAACCUGGAUUACCUGGUGCUGACGGACGUUUCGGUGUUCCUGGGCUGAAGGGGGAGCGCGGAGUUGACGGUGUUCCUGGUCUUACCGGCCUUCCCGGACUUCCAGGCGAUGCGGCUUUUGGCAUUCCCGGUCGGCGUGGACCUCCUGGCAACAGCGGACUGAGCGGAUCACCAGGCUGCCAAGGUUACCCCGGUCGGAAGGGAGAUAGAGGAGACCCAGGGUUCCCAGGACCGGCCGGAAUGAAAGGAACCCCAGGACUGCCCGGCACCAAUGGAUCACCAGGGCCCAGGGGACCACCGGGGCCGCCAGGACCAGGAACUAGAGAGGGAAUCCCAGGAAUACCAGGAAGGAAGGGUGAGAGAGGUUUGCCUGGACUGGUGGGUUUCCCUGGAGUACCAGGUCGUCCUGGAAGCCCAGGGUCUCCUGGAGGCAAAGGACUGGAUGGAGGGCCCGGAAGAGACGGACGCCCCGGUGGUCCUGGAUUCCCCGGGCUGAAAGGUGACAGAGGAUACCCUGGUCUCCCUGGCUCGCCCGGUCGUGUUGAUCCAUCAAAUUUUCCAAAAGGAGAACCAGGAACCCCCGGAGCCAAUGGUCUUCCUGGCUUCCCCGGACCCAGAGGUGACAAGGGUCUGCCAGGUCAGCCUGGUCGUCCGGGUCUGCCUGGACUUCCUGGUUACGCAGAGCAGAGCAAAGGACAGCCGGGAGAUCCUGGGUUCCCCGGGCGACCAGGAUCGCCAGGCUUCCCCGGAACGAAGGGAGAAGCUGGAAUUAUGGGAUUCCCCGGCAUGUCUGGACCAAGGGGUGAUGAUGGCAUACCUGGUUUACCCGGCAACCCUGGAGAAUUUGGUCGGCCCGGUGGCAAAGGUGCACCCGGAGAAAGUUACGGUUAUCCUGGAGCUCCAGGAGCUAAAGGCCAGCCAGGAGAUUCAGGCUUCCCAGGUGGCCGUGGCUACGAUGGCGCCCCCGGUGACGUUGGCUUUCCAGGAAGUCCAGGUUUCCCUGGAGUGAAGGGAGCUCCUGGUGAGGGAGGACGGCCUGGAUUAAUGGGCUCCCCUGGUUUCCCCGGGCCCAAGGGCCUGUCCAACUACCCAGGAAGAAGAGGAGCAGAUGGGCCUCCUGGUCAGCCUGGAGGUCCUGGCGGUCCCGGAGCCAAAGGUUUGCCUGGAUCCCCUGGUUUGGAUGGACUUAAUGGCCUUGCUGGACCUAAAGGCCUCCCUGGAACCCCAGGUGGGAGUGUUGGCGGUCGCCCAGGAGCCUCUGGUGCUCCAGGUGUGAAGGGAGAGAGAGGAGUCUCGUACCCCGGAGCUCCAGGCUUCCCGGGGCCGAAGGGAGAGAGAGGAAAUACAGGUGGUCCUGGACUUGUAGGGUUCCCUGGUCUGCCCGGACCUCCAGGUCCGACUGUUGGGUCGGAUGUUCCCGGACCUUUGGGAGACCCCGGCCUCCCUGGACUGGACGGAGAGUAUGGUUUACAAGGUCCUCCAGGUCCUCCCGGGCCUCCUGGUCCAGGCACAGCCCAGGGAGACAGAGGUGACUCUGGGCUCCCGGGCUUCCCUGGCUCCCCCGGCAGGAAAGGAGAAUCCGGCAUCCCCGGAGGCGCCGGACUCCCCGGCAGCCCCGGUUUCAAAGGAGGACGAGGUGAGAGUGGCUACAGCGGUGGUCCUGGUGCCAAGGGUUUCCCCGGUGACACUGGUUACUACGGAAACAAAGGACCCAAGGGAGUACGAGGUCAACGUGGGCGUAAGGGCGUCCCUGGAGUGGCGCUGCCUCCACCCCCAACCCCCGACUUUGACCCACGCUUUGGAGAUGUGGGUUUUCCCGGUGAAAGGGGCAGCUCCGGUGUCCCCGGAGAAUCCGGUCAGCCAGGAAGGCCCGGACGUCCAGGUCCCAAGGGUCGUCCCGGUCCCGUAGGUAAACUUGGCAGGACUGGAUCUGUUGGUCUUCCCGGACCUGUCGGUGACGCCGGACCCCCCGGCUUCCUCGGACCCACUGGGGAACAAGGUCUCCCUGGUCAGGCCGGUCGUCGCGGGGCUCCCGGCAGCGUGGGCCGCAGUUCCAGCAUCGGCUACACUCUGGUGAAGCACAGCCAGAACUCCCAGGUUCCCAUGUGUCCUCAGGGCAUGGCCAAGCUGUGGGACGGGUACAGUCUGCUGUACGUGGAGGGACAGGAGAAGGCUCACAACCAGGACCUUGGUCAGCCGGGGUCAUGCCUCCCCAGGUUCAGCACCAUCCCCUUCCUCUACUGCUCCCCCAACGAGAUCUGCUACUACGCCAGCCGCAACGACAAAUCCUACUGGCUCUCCACCACUGCACCCAUACCCAUGAUGCCUGUGGCCGAGGAGCAGAUUCAACCUUACAUCAGCAGGUGUUCUGUGUGUGAAGCUCCCUCUCAGCCCGUGGCGGUCCACAGUCAGGACAUGACCAUCCCCACCUGUCCUCCCGGCUGGAGGAGUCUCUGGAUAGGAUACUCCUUCCUCAUGCACACGGCAGCCGGCGCCGAGGGCGGCGGUCAGUCCCUGCAGUCUCCCGGCUCCUGCCUGGAGGAUUUCCGCGCAACGCCGUUCAUCGAGUGCAACGGGGGCAAGGGCACCUGCCACUACUUCGCCAACAAGUACAGCUUCUGGCUCACCACCGUGGACCCUCGCCAGGAGUUUGUUUACUCGCCAGCACAGGAGACCCUGAAGGGAGGCCAGGAGCGCUCCCGAGUCAGCCGCUGCCAAGUCUGCAGCAAGAUCUUGUAAUAGGAGGAGGAGGAGGAGGAGGUGAUAUAUCAACACCUCACAGGAAAUAAAAAAGAGAGGUGUUGAUGAUUGAGGAUGAGAUGAUUUUUAUAAAAGAAAUCUAUAGAAGAACACUGACUGAAAAUGAGCCCCUAGCCUGCGUCUCCGAUGGUUUCAGAAUCGAGUCGAACAACAAAUCGACUCAGUUUUUUGAGUUUUUGAUCCCUUUUUAGGAAUGAAUGGCUUAUUAAAAAACAAAAACAAAAAAGAAGAGUUGGAGGGAGGAAAUGCAAAGAGGAGGGGUCCAGCGGGAUUGCCCUUCUUUAGAUUAUCACUGACAAUGGUGCUAUUGUUUAUGUUUAUUUUGUGUCUCGUUGCGUUUUUCUUUUGUUUUGUUUUGGCGAGAAGCAUUCUCGGCUACCUCAGAGAGUGCCACCCCGCUUUGGACAGCACUGCACCGCCUACGCAUCAGCACGCAUCCGCACACAUCUGGGCGGCUGCUUCAGAUACGUCAGUUCAGACAGUAGAGUCAAACAUGGGUCUAAAGUCUUCACUUCUGUGAACUGAUCUAUCUGAAGUAGAAGCACCUGAUUCUGGUUUAAACGCACGUUUUAGUGAAAUGGCCGCCUCAAAACUUUGCUUCUCUUGUAUUGACUGCCCGCUACAACCACUUUAUAACCGCAGUGACGUUACAGGUAAUGUUACGUUAAAAGCUGCAUCCUGUUUUGCAAGUGACUGCAUUGGUUAUCAUUUCAUAACGGUAUGGAAAUCUAGUUGCUGACAUUUUAGUCUGCUUGAAGUAAAGGACAAUUCCGGCGCAAAAUAAACCCAAGGGGUCCAAGUGUAUACCAAGUCGACCGUUCUCUGGGUCAUGUUUUCAUGCUAAUCGAAUGUGUGUUUAGCUUGAAACAAGCUAGCGCAAACAGCUGAUUAGCUGCUUAUAAUAAUCUAUCUUUUUAAUAAACUGUCUGUACACUUACAAAGUUCUUAAUGCUUCGGUUUACACGUAGG